Molecule: messenger RNA, 2556 nt
Organism: Chrysoperla carnea
Lineage: Eukaryota; Metazoa; Arthropoda; Insecta; Neuroptera; Chrysopidae
Gene: fau
Product: protein anoxia up-regulated
Exons: 10
Coding region: 187-2094 (635 amino acids)
Biological process (GO): actomyosin structure organization; peptidyl-threonine phosphorylation
Cellular component (GO): cytoplasm; cytoskeleton
Molecular function (GO): protein serine/threonine kinase activity
Source: RefSeq, a predicted model, not a curated record
UAUUUACACAAGUGACUACGAUAAUAAUACGUCGACAAUCGUAACGUACAUAUCUAGGCGUCACGACGUUACCACUGGCAUUGCACGAACAGACGUCGCGCGAAUAACAACUUAAGUAGUGAUAUACGAGUGUUGGUUGUUUUGACAAAUAGAAAGAAGCGCGAGUGAAUUUUUUAAAUAUCCAAAAUGGUUUACGAAUCCGAUUUCUAUACGAUCCGCCGGCCAUACAGUACCCGUGUGACCCCAUCUGUUUCUUCAUAUUCUGUAUCUACCGUUCCAACACAAAUUACGAAAUAUUUGUCUGGAGCUGGAAAGGUCUACGUUGUGAACACAUCCCCAAGAAACUUAAUACCAUAUGUUGGUCAUAAACGUCUUACAUAUUAUACACCAACUCAAAUAAUACGUGUCAGACCAUCCAUAUACUAUAAAGAACUCGAUCGUAUUGAACAUAAGUAUCGUCCAUCAUCCACAUAUAGCUACUUAAACGACUAUUUGAGCUCAUCGUCCGCUACGGUACGAGUCAUAAAUACUUAUCCAAGAUAUUACUUACCAUAUGGGGGUCAUAGAUUAUAUACUUAUUAUACACCUUCCGAAAUAUAUCGACUUAGACCCACUCCUUAUCUUAGAGAAUUAGAACGUCUUGAAACCGUUCAAUAUAGAUAUUAUUGGCCAGCUUAUGAUUACCUUGGGGCCUAUGUAGAUUCAUUGAUUACGAAACAUUUAACGCAGACGUUUGAUGAUGAAAAACGUGCAAUCAGAGCCCAAUCUAAUGCAAUUCUUCAACGAAUUCAUUCACCUGUACCAAAAGUUACUGUACGUGUUCUUCCAUAUUCUUCUAGAUAUACAUCACCUAUUAGAAUUUCACCUGAAUCAUACAUUCAAAGUUUAGUUACACCAGUCAGGAGAGUCGCUGACAAUAUUUUAAAUAUUUCCUACUACAGUGAACCUGCCAAAAGAUUUUUAGGACCUGGCCACUUAGCCUGCAUUCGUUUCGCAGGUGAUAAGGCGUACUCAAAACGUUCACACAUGAGCGACUUAACUGACCACGUAAUUCGUAACGAUAUUAAUUUAUUGAGUUACUAUUUAAAAAAUAGACAAGCUGCCAAUGUUGGUGGAAUUGAAAAACCAAUCAAAGUUAUUGGUCUUUCAUCUGUGCGGCCAUCUAGAGUUUUCUCUGCAGUCAAACCAUUACCUGACCCAGCAGAUGAAAAACGUGAAGUGGAAGAAUUAAAAGCUGCACAAAAGGCAGCAACAUUGGAAGGUGAUGAUUCUGCUGCUAAAUUACGAGAGAAAAGAAGAGCUCAAGAAGCUGAAAAAGCAGCUGAAGAACGUGCAUUAGCCGAGGAACGCGCUCGUCAGAAGGAGCAAGCAAAGAAAGAAGAGGAAGCCCGCCGAGCUGAAUUACAACGGCAAGCUGAGUUAGAGAAGCAACGACUUCUUGAAGAAGAGGCUGAAAGAGAGGCUCAACGUAUUGAGAAAGCUCGAAAAGAAGCCGAAGAAAAAUUAGCUGCCGAGCAAGCUGAAGCCGAACGUUUAGCUGAAGAAGAACGCUUAGAGGCAGAACGUAAAGCAGAAGAAGAACGAUUAGAAGCAGAACGUAAAGCCGAAGAAGAACGUCAAGAAGCCGAGCGUAAAGCUGAAGAAGAACGAUUAGAAGCUGAACGUAAAGCAGAAGAAGAACGAUUAGAAGCUGAACGUAAGGCUGAAGAAGCUAAAUUAGAAGAAGAAAGGCGGCAAGCUGAAUUACAACGUUUAGAUGAAAUUGCCCAACAAGCUGAAGAAGCAUCCUUACAAAGACAAGCAGAAGAAUUAGCUGAACUUGCCAGACAAGAAGCAGAAUUAGCUAAAAAAGAACAAGAAGAAGCGGAAGCAGAUCAAGCUGAAGCUGAGGAUAAUAUUGGUGCCGGUGCUGAAUCUGCAGAUGAACAAGCAGACAUUCCUAAUGAAGAAUCAGCUCCAGCUGAUGAACCUGAACCAGUUGUAGAAGAACCAGAAACACCUGAAGCCACACAACCUGACGAAGAACCUGCAGCACCAACUGCUGAAGAAGUUGUCGAGGAUGAAGCAGAGGAAGAGGAAGAAGAGGAAGAAUAAAAAUUUACUAUCGAACUUUUAACAGUUGGCUCACAACUUAAUGUCUAUCUAAAACAUAAGUUUAUCAAAUUUUAUUUUGAACAGUAUUAAUAACCCAAUGUCACCCCUAAUGUCACUAAUUAUUAACUCGAUGAGAACACACAAAAGCUCGGGCUAACCUUUUCUAUCAUUUAUUGUGACCAACUUAUAAAUUCUUCCUUAUAAUAAACCUAAAUGUGUUACCUAUUGGCAAUUAAAUAAAUUAAUGAAAUUCGAGUGCCUAAACUAUAGUUGAAUUGAAGGAGAUCGACAGGUUACUCAAUGUAAGAUAUAUUUAAUUUCUUUAGACUUCAUUUACUUAAUUAUUUGAAUCCCAAAUGUCAACCAUCUUAUUAUUAAUUGCCAAUAUCUUAAUAAAUUGAAAGACGCUCAAUAUACCUAUCUAUAAUACCUUUAUAAAUAUUUUAAUUAUUAAUUUUUUUG